Messenger RNA from Pseudomassariella vexata, 270 nucleotides. RefSeq lists its product as uncharacterized. Lineage: Eukaryota; Fungi; Ascomycota; Sordariomycetes; Amphisphaeriales; Pseudomassariaceae. The transcript is spliced from 2 exons. The annotation marks the transcript as partial. The record is from RefSeq and is a predicted model, not a curated record.
GAACAUUUCUGGCAUUGUUGGAAACAGCAGAACUGCUACAGCUGUCUAGAUCAAAGUGCUUGCAGUUGGUGUCCCUUUUCAUGGACUUGCGUCCCGAAUUCGAACCGUAUUCCACUCCUUGCACCCGCCGAAGACAAGAACGUGUGUCCCCAUUGGGCCGAACGGUGGGAGAUUCGCACACGGCCGCUCGGAUGCCAGGUUUCGACAAUAACCACAUUGACCGCACUCGUAUCGAUUUUUUCCACGUUAUUCGUUGUCGUGUUGACCGUA